This is a messenger RNA of Neltuma alba, 2696 nucleotides long. Its product is annotated as DNA-binding protein REB1-like. Bases 429 to 2495 code for a protein of 688 amino acids. The record is from RefSeq and is a predicted model, not a curated record. NCBI's taxonomy places the organism in Eukaryota, Viridiplantae, Streptophyta, Magnoliopsida, Fabales, Fabaceae. The transcript has 2 exons.
CUUCAGGUAAUUCCGCGAAAGGGAGGAGCGAGGAGAGCGUCGAGACGUUGGGAACCUCUGAAGCUUGAAACCCUACUUCAUUGCUCUCCUCAUCGUUCUUCAACGUCCAGGCUGCCGUCGCGGGUGGUCGUGUGUCGUCCGUCCGUCCGCCUUCCUUCUUUCUUUCGUUUCCCUCAAGGUUUCGAGUUGCUGUCUUUUUCUCCUUCCCUGUCCGCUGUUCUAGUCUCUUCUUCCUUCAUCUAUAUAUUUGGGAAGUUAGCGAUUCAAGGUUGAUCCUUCUUCGCUUGCUGAGGUUGUGGUGUGUGAUUGAAGCUUGGGUUUUGCUGAUCGUGCGAAGUCUUCCUCCUUCUCUGUGCUACUGAGGGCGUGUGAGUGUGGCCUCCCAUUGUGUUGUAACAUCUAUUAGGUUCAUUAAUAAUACCAAUCCAAUGGAUGAGAGAGUUGGAAAGAAAAGAUCCAAGUUUAACAGGAGCAAGGUCUCUAUGGAUGUGCAAGCAAAUGAUGAAGAGGAUCUGGGACAUAUUCUUAAGGUGGAAACGGAUAUAGAAAAUAAGCAGAAGCAUAAGGAUGAAAAGAGCAAAUGCAGAACUGAUGAAGUGUUGAAUUUGAUCAAAGUUGUUGAGGAAAAUUGUGCAGGUAUAGCUGGUAGGGGACGAAAUUGUUCAAGUGCAGGGGAUGCCACAUUUAUGAGAAUUACAGAAGAGAACAGUAAAAGUAACAGGAAGAAACGGAAGGAGGGAAAAGAUAAUGAUGAAAUAAUCAAUGGUAUCAUUGAUCGUGAUAAUGAAAUGCAGUUCUUAGAUGACAAGCAAGAAAGGAAAACAAAGAAAAGAAAACAUUGCAAUGAUUCCAUCCCUGAAAUGCAAGUUUUUGCUUUGAAAUUGAGAGGUGAAAACAAUGGAACAGAGGCUAUUGGGUUGAAAAGCAAUGAAGCUGGAUCAUCUUUAGCCGGAGCCAAGACGAUAGAUGCUAAUACAGAUUCUGUUGUCAUGAACAAUGAUGAUCAAGGGAAGAAGAUUAAGAAGAAGUUAAAGGAGAAGAAGAAACUAACCAGCAAAAGCAAAAGAACAGAAGAUGAUGAAUUCAAAAGCAAUGGUGGUGAUCAAGCUUUAGCUGAAAGUGAUGAAGGUGAUCCCAAUUUAGAGAAAAGCAAUAUGGGGGAUGCUGUUGAGCAUGCCAGUUUUACCAAAGGUGAUGAUCAAGGCGAGAAGAAGAAGAAGAAAAUGAAAAAGAAGAAGAGCAAGGAAGAUAAAGUUAAGUUUUCUGAUCAAGCUUUAGCUGAAAGUGAUGAAGGUGAUCCCAAUUUGGCAAAACACAAUAUGGGGGAUGCCGUUGAACAUGCUAGUUUUAUCAAAGGUGGUGAUCAAGAUGAGAAGAAGAAGAAAAUGAAAAAGAAUAAGAAGAGCAAGGAAGAUAAACGGGUUAAGUUUUCUGAUCAAGCUUUAGCUGAAAGCGAUGAAGGUGAUCCCGAUGUAGCAAAACACAAUGUGGGGGAUGCUGCUGAACAUGCUAGUUUUACCAAAGGUGACGAUCAAGGCAAGAAGAAGAAAAAAAUGAAAAAGAAGAAGAAAAGCAAGAAAGAUAAGCGAGUUAAGUUUUCUGAACAAGUGGAGGUUUUCAAUGAUCACUUAGUACAAGGGAAAAGGUUUACACCAGAGGAAGAUGAGAAGAUUAUAGAGGCUAUUUACAACUAUAUAUAUUCUCAUGGGUUGGGUGAUCGUGAUCAAGGGGUGGACAUGAUUCUCCAUUGCUCAUCUUAUCCUAAGAUUAGAGGUUGUUGGAAGGAAAUUGCAUCAGCUUUACCUCACCGGCCUCUAGAAAGCGUAUAUCAUCGUGGUCAUAUUUUGUUUGAAAGGGAUGACUCUCGUAAAUGGACUCCUGAAGAGUUAGAAAUCGUACGAAAUUUCCAUAAAAAGCAUGGAUCUAACUGGAAAAUGUUGGCUGACGCAAUGGGGAAACAUCGGUUUCAUGUAAAGGAUGCAUGGCGUAGGAUAAAAUUGGGAAAUAUCAAUAGAGGAAAUUGGUCACAAGAGGAGUAUCAAAAAUUAUUUGAUUUAGUAAAUGCUGAUCUAUGUCUGAGGGCUUUAGAGGACAAAAGAAAACAAAAACAUGGUAUGCUACGGGAUAAUAUAUGCUGGGAGGCAAUUGGUGAUAAGGUGGCAACUAGAACCAGUCAACUUUGCUGUAUGAAGUGGUAUGAAAAAUUAACAUCUCCUCUUGUCGCUGAAGGUGAAUGGGCUGAUACUGAUGACUAUCGCCUGCUCAAUGCUUUAUAUACAUUGGAUGCCUGCUGCAUGGAGGAGGUGGAGUGGGAUUAUUUGCUUGAGCAUAGGUCUGGUGAUGUAUGUAGAAAACGAUGGAAUCAAAUGGUCCAGCAUAUUGGGGAGCAUGGGAACAAGUCAUUUUCUGAGCAAGUAGAAAUUCUUUCCAAGAGAUAUCGUCCUGACUUAGUGGAAGCAAGAGAAGCCUUUGAUAACAAGCCUGUGAUCCCUUGAGGAAUUUGUCCAGUUGUGUUGUCUCUUUGAAAUAUGCUGAUCUCUUAUCACAGGGUAGAUUGUAGUUACGAUUUUGUGAGGUUCAAAUCUGUUUUGAAUUUCAGUUGCUGGAAUUUGUAACAGUAUGUGGCAUCUUAUACGAGUUUGCUUUGAUAAAAUCUGGAUCCCCUGCUAACUGUUUGGAAGGGAUUCUGUUUCUCA